This is a messenger RNA of Oncorhynchus tshawytscha (Chinook salmon), 2184 nucleotides long. RefSeq names its product THAP domain-containing protein 5. Gene Ontology annotation, cellular component: nucleus. The record is from RefSeq and is a predicted model, not a curated record. The coding region runs from base 71 to 1168 and encodes 365 amino acids. Lineage: Eukaryota; Metazoa; Chordata; Actinopteri; Salmoniformes; Salmonidae. The transcript has 3 exons.
CGCAGCCGUACAGUAGAGGAAGACCGAAAGACUUCCGCGUACAGACGUUUAAUGUCUUUUCAGGUGAAAUAUGCCCCGUUACUGUGCUGUAAAACUUUGCAAAAAUCGUGGAGGAACACCCUCUAAAGAAAACAAGAGAAUAAGCUUUUACCCGUUCCCUUUGCAAGAUGAGGUCAGGCUGCAGAUAUGGGUAGACAACAUGAAGCGAGAAGAGUGGACCCCCAGCAGACACCAGUACCUGUGUAGUGAACAUUUCACUGAGGACUGCUUUGACCUGCGAUGGGGGAUCCGGUACCUGAAACACACGGCCUUCCCUACCAUCUUCCCUCACACACACGAUGAUGAAGAUAAAGCCGUUUCCACCAGUAAGAACACCACCAAGCCCAAAACCAGGAUAUGCGACGCCAACAUUGAACUCAUCCGCUCCCCCUCCCCUCCUGGCAAGAACACACCUCUGAUUCUGAAAAGGACAGUCAGAGUGGAACCAGUCGUGGUGAGUGUCACUCCUGUCCCUAACCCUGAGGAUGCCAGUGAAUCUACGGUCACUACACUGUUAUAUGAAAGACCGCUUGUUUCAGACACAGAGGCCUCUACUCCUAGUGAAAUGGUCCUGGGGGAGGUGAUGCUCUCAGAGACCCAGGCUGCAGUGUGUGAGGUGAACAGAGAACUAUCUGGAGACAGUGGUGGGAUACUGACAGCCUCAUGCUUGAACCUGUCUGGUGAGACACAGACACUGCAGCAGCUGGAUACACUGGACUCCACUGUGACUGUGCUCUGCUGUGAAUCCGUCGUCCCUGUCGGCCAUUUCUCUGAAUGUGAAGCCACGGUGGACGCCCUCCAUGUGGCCCUCGGUCAGACGUUUAGGAUCUUCCCUCUGGAGCUGCGGAGGGAGGAGUGGGUGGGAGACCGGGAGGAGGGCCCCGGGGAGGGGGGACACAUCUCUGUGUACGAGCACUCUUACUCCAAACAGGACACGGACCAGGAACAGCUGUGGAGGAAGACAGCCAGCCUCCACACCAAGAUCAUGGAGCUGGAUAGGAGAGAGGAAAUCACCAUGGCUAAAAUACGAUCGCUUGAGAGCGAGAUGGCACAUCUGAAGAAGAGCAACAUUGUUUUAAAAGAAAAGCAGAAAUUACUAGAGGACUAUAUUACUUCUGCGUUGCUCUGAUGUCUUAACCUUAGUGCUUUGUUUCCAUUAACAACGGUCUUUCUAAUGAGAUGUAUUUUGUAUAGUUAUUACAGGGUUAUUACAGUCUCAAUCACUUGUACUUAUUUAUUAUCUGUUUACAUGUUUCACCAGAGUUAUAUUACUUACUAGUAGUGAGGCCCUUCUCAAAGAGCGUUGGCCAAGGCUAGAAUCUGUUCUCCAGCUCGUUCUAGUCCUUCCGUUUGUCUCCGCUAGGUGGCACUGUGUCUUUAGGACAGGCCCUGGCACGAUGCACUACUGUUUCAUGUUUCGACAUCACUGACUGACAUAUUGUCAAUAUUGGUGGUGUAAUUCGGAGCGUUUUAAGGGAAGUGAUAUUCCCUAUCUUGUGCUACAGAUGGCUGCUUGUUUUAUUCAAUGGUGUAGUGUUCGUAUAUCAUAUCAAAUCUACUGUGCGGUCAUACGGAUCCUUACUUUGCUGGUUAUUAAUGUAUGAAAAGGUGUUUUUCACUAAUGUUUUAUAUUUAUUUGGAUAAUAACAAGCAGCCUACGGUACGUAAGUAUCCGAGUGACUGAGACGACUACACCGUUUUAGGUGCAUCUUCUUGGUUCUAAUCAAAUGGUGGAAUAGGAAAAGGUGCAGUGCUUUGCUCACUAUACAAAAUAUUUUUUUUUAUUCAAGCAACUAUUAAAAGCUUGACGUUUCGGGCCUUCGUCAAUUGCCUUAAAUAGACAGGUUCUGAUAAAUGAACCGGUUCUGGUGAAGACCAUUGAAGGCCGAAACGUCAAGCUUUUAAUACUUUCUGAAAUAAAAUCAUAUAUUUGAAUGUUAAACAAGCUAUGCACCUUUUUGAUGAUGUAACUGGUUGCUCCUUGACUCCCAUUGGUUGGGCCUCUACUUCUUUCCAUAAAGAAAUUAAAUGGUCAACUGAUUUCUCAUCACUGAAAAUGCAACACUGCGGUCCUCUUUCUUGAUGGAGAUGGCUUACAUUACCUGCAACCCUUUUAUCAAUGCACUGGCAAUGACCUCACACGUG